GAGCGAAACAACGGGGGCGCCACUGAAGCAGCAGCCGGACGCGCAGCAGCGAAGGCAGGAACGAGCAGCACAGUGUCCGCAAUACCGCCAUCCAUUGCCAUUAAACCGGCGCCAGACGCGGAUGGCGCGUCGCGCAGCAGUGUGUCGGCCAUCCGCCUCGAAAGCGGAGGGAUGCACCACGAUGGGCUGCGGCGCAUCUAUUCCCAUGUGGCUCAAGAUAACGCGGGUGGCAGAUACGUUUCGAACCAAGUGCGGACGUCCAAGUACACAGUGUACAACUUCUUGCCCAUCGGCCUCUACUUGGCCUUUCGACUGUCGACCAACUUUUAUUUUUUGAUCAUCGCUGUCCUCCAAUCCAUGCCGCUUAUCUCGCCGCUGGGGCCCAUGACGGCCAUCUUUCCCCUCGUACUUGUCGUGUGCAUCGGUCUCUUGCGAGAAGCGAUCGAGGACAGAAAUCGUUGGCUGUCGGAUAAGAAAAGCAAUCUCAAACCAGCUCGGGUGUGGCGCCGCGGCAACGUGCUCGACGUCAUGUGGGAGAAUAUUCAAGUCGGCGACAUUCUCCAAGUCCAUGACAAGGAAAAUUUUGCCGCGGACGGCGUCGUGUUGUCCACGUCCGAAGAAAACGGUGCGUGCUUAAUCGACACGAGCAACCUGGACGGUGAAGCCAACUUGAAGUCGCGCACUGGCCCCGCGAUCACAGCAAUUACGCGCUUUCCCGACGCGUCCGAUCCGGACGGACACAUUCCUCGGUUCACCCUGCAGUGCGAAGCACCGGACGUCGACAUGUACAAGUUUACUGGAACACUCGAAAUCUCGGGCGACAUCCACGCCCUGGACGAACAGCAGUUUAUUCCCCGCGGAUCUACGCUCAAAAACACCAAGUGGGCAGUCGUCAUCGUCGUAUACACAGGCCACGAGACCAAGAUGAUGAAAAAUGCCAAAGAACCGUACCACAAGUUCAGCCACGUGGACGGCAUGGUGAAUCGGGCGGUAGUGUUCAUUUUCGUGGCGCAAGUCAUGUUGUGUGCCGUGGGGUCGAUCUGCCACAAAAUGUGGGCCACGCCCUUCGAGUCGGCCAUCAUGGGCGUCGUGUCACAGUCGGACGAAGAUUCGUUCUCAGGCAUCUUCACCUUUCUCUCGUUUAUCGUGCUUCUCAACACGUUCAUCCCGAGCUCGCUUGUCGUCAGCGUCGAGAUCAUCAAGACGAUCCAUGCCAAUUACAUUGGAUGGGACCGCGAAAUGCGCAAUUCCAAGGGCGAAUGCGCGGCCGCGAUCACGUCGACGUUGGUCGAAGAGCUCGGCCAAGUCAAAUAUUUGUUUUCCGACAAAACCGGCACGUUGACGCAAAACCUGAUGGAGUUUCGCAAGUGCAGCGUCAACGGGUGCAUCUACUCGUCGUCGGAGGUUGACAGCGACUUGAACGUGGUGGCGUCCGCGAUCGGCAUCGGCCAUGUCAUGGACAGCGAAGACGUGAAGAACGUCGUCGAAUGCACGUCGACAACCAGCAAGUCGAGCCAAGCGACAGACUUUAAAGUGUUGUCGCUGGAUCACCUGCGCAUCUGCGGCCUCGACGACUCGACCCCCGAGGCCAAGUUUAUUCUGGCCAUGGCGCUGUGCCACACCGUUGUAUGUGAACCGGACUCUGCGACUCCGUCUGUCCUCCAGUACAACGCGGAUUCGCCGGACGAGGCGGCCCUCGUCAAGAGCGCCAACCUCCUCGGGUUUCGAUUCCUCGGUCGCGUCAACCGCAAGGCUGUCAUUGCCAAAGAGCAUCUCAAAAUCGAAACCGCGCGAAUCGAAUUUGACGUGUUGUACGUCCUCGCGUUCAACAGCAAUCGCAAGCGCAUGUCUGUGAUUGUCCGCGAUCGGCGCUCCGACACGAUCCGACUCAUUUGCAAAGGAGCGGACUGUGUCAUCCUGGAGCGAUGUGCCAACUUUGGGUCGCAAUCGAAGGGCGCGAUUGAAGCACAUUUGAAGGAAUUCGCGGGCGAGGGCCUGCGCACGUUGUGCUUUGCCGAACGCGUCUUGGACGAGGCGACGUUUGACAAGUGGGCCAAAGCAUACCGCGAUGCCGAGCUUGCGAUGAAAUCCCGCGAAGAAGCCAUCGAUGCCAUCGCCAACGAGAUUGAGCAGAAAAUGACGUUCCUGGCCACGACAGCGAUCGAGGACAAAUUGCAAGACGGGGUCCCUGACACGAUCGCGCGGUUGCUUCGCGCCGACGUCAAGAUUUGGGUCCUGACGGGGGACAAAGUGGAAACCGCGGUCGAAAUCGGCCGGUCGUGUCAUGUCAUCUCCAAGGACAUGGUCGAAGUCCAGCUCGAUGGCGCGACGGUGCCAGCCAUCGCGAAGAACCUGCUCGCGCUGGCGUCGACUCCGUGCUUGAAACCCCGGGCCCUCAUCAUCGACGGAUUCUCGCUCUCGUUUGCCCUGAUGCCGUCGAAUCGCCGGGCGUUUCUUCAGUUUGCCACGCAAUGUGCCGCCGUCAUCGUGUGCCGGAUGUCUCCGUUGCAAAAGGCAUUAGUCGUCGAGCUCGUCAAGGACGGCGUCGGGUGUGUGACAAUGGCAGUCGGCGACGGCGCCAACGACAUUUCCAUGAUUCGAGCUGCACACGUGGGCGUGGGCGUGAUGGGCCAAGAAGGCAACCAAGCCGUCCGAAGCGCCGACUUUGCGAUUCCACAGUUCCGACAUCUCGACCGCCUCCUCCUCUACCACGGCCGCAUGUCGUACCAGCGCAUCACGCAGUGCAUCAACUAUUUUCUGUACAAGAACGUCGUGUGCACGUCGCCGCAGUUUGUGUACGGCAUCCUGUCGCUGUUUUCGGGAACGACGUACUUUUCUUCGCUGUAUAUUGCCGCGUACAACCUGUGCUUCACCUUUCUCCCGGUCGUCGCCCGCGCCGUGCUCGAGAAGGUCCUCCCUGACCACAUCUCGUUGCAAUUCCCCGAGCUGUAUCAAGUCGGCCACACCAAGGUAAGGGCAGGCUGGGACGAAAGAUGAAUCGCUGUGUCACCCAGGUCGCGUUUUCACUUGCCACGGUGUCUUCGGUUGGCGCCCUGGGGAUUUUCCACGCCAUCGUUCUGACCAUGCUUCCGCUGUACUUUUUGGAAGCGCAUCAAGGCGUCGCGAACAUGGAUCUAUUUACCAACGGCGUCGCCACGUACAUCGGGAUCAUGCUGGUCACGUCUCUAACGAUCUGCCUGCAAACCAAUUACUGGACGACUCUGACCUUGAUUGCGUACGGCGGAUCUCUUCUGGCGUUUAUCGGGUCCACUUUGGUCUACGACGGGAUGGACGGCGACUUGUACGGGUCGUGGGCACGCCUCCUGUCGUCGGCCACAUUCUGGUUCACCAUCGUCCUUGCCAUCGUGUGCUGCGUCCUGCCGCCUCUCGUCCUUCAAGGCUAUCAAGAAAACUUUCUCGAGUAUCGAGCCAACCCGGUCCAUAUUUUGAAACGUACCAAGUUGCGCGUGUGGAGUGGCCACAGCGUGCGGUAGAUUUUCCCUCGCUUGGUUUGACGGCACAACGUUAAGUCCCCAUUGUGAUAUAUCCUUUGUUCGUGUUGGCGCCGCCCGACUCGGCGAACGCUAUUGUUUGCGAG
This is a messenger RNA of Aphanomyces invadans, 3598 nucleotides long. RefSeq lists its product as hypothetical. Gene Ontology annotation, biological process: phospholipid translocation. The coding region runs from base 172 to 2997 and encodes 941 amino acids. Gene Ontology annotation, molecular function: ATP hydrolysis activity; ATPase-coupled intramembrane lipid carrier activity; ATP binding. The transcript is spliced from 17 exons. Gene Ontology annotation, cellular component: plasma membrane. Lineage: Eukaryota; Oomycota; Saprolegniomycetes; Saprolegniales; Verrucalvaceae. The record is from RefSeq and is a predicted model, not a curated record.